Messenger RNA from Chiroxiphia lanceolata (lance-tailed manakin), 783 nucleotides. RefSeq names its product basic proline-rich protein-like. The record is from RefSeq and is a predicted model, not a curated record. Bases 1 to 783 code for a protein of 260 amino acids. NCBI's taxonomy places the organism in Eukaryota, Metazoa, Chordata, Aves, Passeriformes, Pipridae. The transcript is spliced from 3 exons.
AUGGGGACAGAGAAGCCUGCGAGCAGCUCCGCCGGGUUCUGCAGCAGUUCCACGCACAGGGAAGAGGCGACUCAGAGCAGCGAGUGCCACGCGGCUCCUCCCGCCCAGAAGGAUCCCGGCGGGGCCGCCCCGUGUCCCGGCCCCGGAGGCCUCCCGAGAGCCCCCGGGCCGCACCCGCGGGAGCUCGGUGCUGCUCCGCUGUGCCAGCCCGGAUCUGUCAACCGGGGCCGCAGCAAAACCGGGGCUGUACAGCAGCAGCAGCAGCGGCGGCAGGGCCGGGCCCCUCGGCUGCGUCCCUGCCGGGGAGAGGAAACCUCAGGGCCGCGCGCUCUCCCGGGGCGCUCGGGCCCGCGAACCGCAGCGGCCGGGGAUCGGCCGGGAACCUCCCGGGGACCUCCCGGGGACCUCCGCGGACCCCCCGCCCCACCCCGCGCCGCGCCCGCUCCGCACCCGCCGCCUCCCGACGCGGCUCUCGCGAAGCAGCGCCCGCGCCCGGGCGAGCCGCGCGGCCUCGGGCCCGCCCCGCUGUGCCACCGCAGCCAAUCCGCGGGGCCCGCUCACCCGCCGCAGCCAAUCCGGGAGCCCCGCUGUGCCGGCACAGCCAAUCCGCGGGCCCCGCCGUGCCCCCGCCCCCCCCCCCCCGCCGUCCCGCAGAUGAUGGGACCGAACUGCGAUUUCCCGGUCACUCCUCACGGCAGCACCGCCCCGGGACCGCCGACAGAGCGGGACCGCGAGUCUGAGCGGCUCCGGGGAGCCUGCGGGGUCCGGGAGAUCGGGGGGUGA